This is a messenger RNA of Arabis nemorensis, 291 nucleotides long. The record is from the annotation of a GenBank genome assembly. NCBI's taxonomy places the organism in Eukaryota, Viridiplantae, Streptophyta, Magnoliopsida, Brassicales, Brassicaceae.
AUGGAGGAAACACAGGCGAGAAAAAGGGUUCUGUUUGUUCCCGUUCCAGCUCAAGGACAUAUUUCUUCAAUGAUGCAAUUUGCGAAAACCCUUCACUUGAAUGGUUUAUUAAUUACAGUUGCUCAAACCAAGUUCAACUACUUAAGCCCUUCAGGUGACUUAACUGAUUUUGAGUUUGUUACCAUUCCAGAAAGCUUACAAGAGUCUGCUUUCGAGAAUCUCAGGCCAAUACUGUGUCUGCUUAAGCUCAACAAAGAGUGUCAGGUGAGCUUCAGGGACUGUUUGGGUUAG